AAAUUCUCUUCUUUCUGAUGCCCCUUUACACACAUUCGUUAUUAAAAAGCAUUUGCUUUACUUUGUGUUAUUACAUCUGAGCAUCUUCCUUUUACUUUUUUGUAUAUAUUAAAGUAUGAGCUGCAAUUAUGCGGAUAACCUGUCACCGUAUGGUAAUAAAGGAAUUUUGGGUAUACCGGAGGAAUUCGAUAGUGCAGAAUCGGUGGAGACAAAAUGUGAAGAAUUGGUGGACUGGAUUCUAGCUGCGAGAGGGCGUGUAGUGGUGCACACAGGAGCAGGCAUAAGCACCAGUGCUGGUAUACCCGAUUUUCGUGGCCCAAAAGGGGUAUGGACUUUAGAAGAAAAGGGUGAAAAACCUAAAAUAAAUGUAUCCUUUGAAGAUGCCAUACCAACAAAAACCCAUAUGGCGUUGAAAUCAUUGUCCGAACAGGGUUUUGUGAGGUUUGUGAUUAGCCAAAAUAUCGAUGGACUUCAUUUGAAGUCGGGCUUGUCACGCCAGAACUUAGCCGAACUUCAUGGCAAUAUGUUCAUAGAGCAAUGUAACAAAUGUAGGCGACAGUUCGUACGGUCGACUACAGCGAAAACAGUAGGCCAGAAACCAUGUGGUGGGGUAUGUCGAUCAGGUGAAUUUGGACAAGCCCGUUCAUGCCGUGGUGGCUUGCUUGUAGAUAAUGUUCUUGACUGGGAAGCUGAUCUUCCAGAGCGCGACUUAGAUAUGGCUUUCAUGCAUUCCAUGCUAGCCGAUGUAAAUAUAGCACUGGGCACAACUCUACAAAUCAUACCAAGUGGGAACUUGCCGUUGAAUAAUAAGAAAUACGGUGGUAAAGUUAUUAUAUGCAACCUUCAACCUACUAAACAUGAUAAAAAGGCUGAUUUAAUAAUAUCUACCUAUGUAGAUGACGUUUUGGAGAAAAUAUGUAAACGUUUAGGCAUCGAGAUACCAUCUUACAAUGCUUCAGAAGAUCCCACCAGGGCAUCAACUGCCCAAAACUCUGAGUGGACUAUACCGGCACAUACGGUCAAAGAGUUGGAAAAAGAAUACAAUGCAAAAUUAAAAACCUUUAAAAUGCAACAGAAACGGAAGCAGAGUACAGACCUCCCCAAAGCCAUAACGAAAGUAAUAAAAAAUAAAAAGCGCAAGCACGAAGAAUAAUGAUGCUCUUUGUCUAUUAUAUGAAAACAUCGAGCCGAAACUAUGCGAAACCUUUAGCCCAACAUAGUACUUAUCCCAAAAAAUAAUCGCAUUUAAUAGUAACUUCUAAAGCAAUCGAAUAUAAUGUAUAAGAUCUUCAGUUAAUGUGAGCAAAAAGCAUUGUAAUAUUAUUUUGACGAAUAUUUAGAAUGUUUACCCCUUGAUUAUGGCAAUAUUCACAUCCUUGAAUAAGUGCUAAGAUAUCAAAUACACAUUUGUGGAUGUUUUAAUAUACAAUUUUUCAUUUUAAUUUCUCGCUUCAAUUUGUGUACAAAAAUCAUAAUACAUACAAACAUUAAAUGUCA
This is a messenger RNA of Bactrocera oleae (olive fruit fly), 1497 nucleotides long. It is a transcript of the gene Sirt6, whose product is annotated as sirtuin 6. The record is from RefSeq and is a predicted model, not a curated record. Gene Ontology annotation, cellular component: nucleus. NCBI's taxonomy places the organism in Eukaryota, Metazoa, Arthropoda, Insecta, Diptera, Tephritidae. Gene Ontology annotation, molecular function: NAD+ binding; transcription corepressor activity; histone H3K9 deacetylase activity, NAD-dependent. Gene Ontology annotation, biological process: negative regulation of transcription by RNA polymerase II.